UCCUCUAGAGAUCUUCAUUGACUGCCUGAGCAGGCUGUGAUCGCUCAAACGAUUAGGCGGACAGUGAAUCGUUUGUCCUCUGUCCAAGUCGUCUUGCGCGCUUCGCUUCCCAUCCUUCAAGCCGGCCAUAAUCCAUCCUACAACCUAGCCAAGGUCCAGAAUCCGGCAUUGAGAAGUGUUGCAAUACGACAACAGGAAUUCCUUGCCUGCAGAGGUUUAGGGUUUCUAUAUAGUACAACAACAAGACGAUAACAAGAUGGCGGACAACGAGAAUGUUGGCAACAACAACUGCGUGGCAGACCUCCUCACCAGCCUGACAAGCGAGGAAUACAGCAGACAUGUGUACGAUUUUGUCUGCUGGUGUGUAGGAAAGACCAGGAGGACGAGGGCUUACGUCGCCCUACCCCGACUCGAGACGGGAGGGGAUUUUGAGCAUUGGGACAUGUGCCUGAGAGCUUCGCUCGGCCCACUUUACGACAUCCAUGUUGGCGCCGAGGCUCCGGCGAAAGAGCCGAAGAACAAGGAUUCACAGGAGUGGAGAGACUGGAAGCAAGACCGACAUGACGUUUUCGACCUAAUCAUGGCUUCCAUCCAGCUUUCCGACCUUGCGGACAGAAUGGAUGAGGCUGAUUGGCGGAUGGAAGUGAUGAACCCGAGGCAUACUAAUGAAAUGGUAUACAAGGUCCUCGGAUCUGGUCAAGGAGGUGGAAAGGGAGGCCAAAGCGGUUGACAACCGGAGCAACUGGAGGAAAUGAUGGCUGGGAAUAUAUGAGUGGGUAACUGUCAAUCAUCGGCUCUGCUCCUGCACGGGGUGGACUACUGGGAAUUGCUCAGCUUCUCGUAUCCCGAGAAAGAAA
This is a messenger RNA of Canariomyces notabilis, 857 nucleotides long. RefSeq lists its product as uncharacterized. The record is from RefSeq and is a predicted model, not a curated record. Bases 257 to 730 code for a protein of 157 amino acids. Lineage: Eukaryota; Fungi; Ascomycota; Sordariomycetes; Sordariales; Chaetomiaceae. The transcript is spliced from 2 exons.